UGGACUUUAGCAAAAAUGCCAUUUAUUUCAUUUAGGGUUACAACUUUGGUCUUAUUCUUGCAAAAGGAUUUCUGAAAAAUGGAAAGAAUAACGUGAGCUCCGGUUAAUCGCAGUAUAUUUCUUCAACAAGAUCCGGUCUUCUUCUUCUUCAUAGUGAGGUAGUCUUCUUCUUCUGUUUGUCAAGUAUUUUUCUUCAUCUCCAUUGGUCUUAUUCUCCAACAAUAAUCUUUGACCGCAAUUUUUUGCAUAUAAAGUUUUUUCCCGGAUUGGAGACUCUUUUUCCUUCCAAUGCUCAUCAAAAUUAGCUCGUGGUCGUUGAAGCUUGUGGCUAGCUCGUGCUCUUCCCAGUAUCGCUGCUCCAAUGAAGGUUUGGGGCUUAUUAUAAGUAGAAUUUAAAGUUCAUUCUCUUGUCAAUUAAAUAUGUUGGCCUGGCUACAUGUUUCCAGCAGGUUCUUGGUGAUUAUUUGUUCAGAUUUGAAUAGUCAUGAGUCAACAACAGCCUUCGAAAAGAAACAAAAGAGCAAAAAAGAACUUCUCUAAACCUGGAUCAUUAUCAUUCUUGGCAAAUAAAAAACAACUAUUAUUGACAACAAAUGAAAUAUUUCAAGCUAUAGAGUGAGGAAAGGACAUUUUCUAAACUUAAUUGAAGAAAAACAUCAAGGCGUAGCACCACAAUCUCAAGCAAAUGAACAAUUUGAAGCAACUAGGCAAUCCUUAGAGGAACAACCUCCAGAGGAGCAGCCCCUAGAAGAGCAAGUGGAAAUUAAUUCUAUCAUUCCUCCAACAAAUGAACAAUCUGAACAAAUACUUAGAAGAAAAAAAAGCUGAUGAACCCACACACCGCUGGCAAAAAGAAUUUUGCUUUAGUCCGUAACAAAUUGGAAAAAGAAAAGGAAACUGUAUCAGCUAAAGAGAUCUUUGUGGUCACAAGAACAAGGAAACCUGGGCAUUUGUACAAGACCUCGAAUGAAAAAACAACUAGUAAAAUUGCUGAAAUGGAAACGAUUGAAACACAAAUGGACACAAUUGAUCAGUCUGUUGAUGCAUUUUCAGCCAUUAUGGGCCAUGAACAUCCAGGACGUCUAAUAUUGUAUGGAGUGGGGGUUACAAAGACUGCAUUGAAAAGAAAACCUGGAAAUUCUGUCCAUUCUUUAAAGGCCACAGAUGAUGUAGUGCAACAAAUGCAAGAAAGAAUGCAAAAAACGGAGAAACAGAUGGAGGAACAAAAGAAAACUAUGCGACAACAAGCUAUCACAAAUGUGAUUGCACAACUUCAAAAUGCAGGAUUAAUUGAUCGGAACAUACUAGCUGCAUUAUUUGUUCCUCCUCCAAGAGAAACUAGUACUUCCUCACAAGAGGCUUAUCAAGGUGAUGAAAUUGAAGGAUAUGAAAGUAGUACUGAAGACUUGACUUAGGAGUUAACUGGAUUGAUGUUAAUUAACUUUAAUCAUCUGUGUUCUACAAAUAUUUUGAUUUAGAUGAAUAUUGAAAACUGUGGUGUGUUUCAUCCUUUUUGAACAUUCAAAAUAUAUUUGUAUAUUUUGUUAUUAUUGAUAUUACUAACCACUUUGAUCUCUGAUUGAA
Messenger RNA from Solanum pennellii, 1584 nucleotides. RefSeq lists its product as uncharacterized. Lineage: Eukaryota; Viridiplantae; Streptophyta; Magnoliopsida; Solanales; Solanaceae. The coding region runs from base 828 to 1415 and encodes 195 amino acids. Gene Ontology annotation, molecular function: oxidoreductase activity; zinc ion binding. The transcript has 7 exons. The record is from RefSeq and is a predicted model, not a curated record.